Molecule: messenger RNA, 684 nt
Organism: Miscanthus lutarioriparius
Lineage: Eukaryota; Viridiplantae; Streptophyta; Magnoliopsida; Poales; Poaceae
Source: the annotation of a GenBank genome assembly
AUGCCGCUGCUGCCUCCGGGCAUCUCCGUCCGCAGCGUAUGGGAAGACAAUCUUGAACUCGAAUUGCGCUUCCUCUACACAGCUUCGUUCAUAACGCCCGCUACGCCGCGCCCAUCCAGAUUGGCCUCGCCAUCUACAACGACUUCGGGCACAUCGUCGCCUGGGAGUUCAACCUCCGGCUUCCACCCGGCGACGGCGGACCCGCACGCGGCCAACUCCGUCGGGUACCUCGAAGCUCGCGGCCUGAGCUUCGACGAGCACCAGGCGCACGGCAUCCUCACGGCAUCGAGGCUCGCCACGGGACUCAAUGGCUGCGGCCUGUUCCGCCGGCCACAGAUAUCCUGGAUCACCUAUGCCGGCGUAUACCUCAUCGGGUAUCUCAUGAAGAUUCUGUCUAUGGGUAACCCGCUCCCCGACAGUCUAGGUGGGUUCCUCGACAUGGUGAGGCAGUUCCUCGGUCAAGACGUCUACGACGUGGCCCGGAUCGCCGUGGACUGCGCGUUGCCGCCAGGACUGGAGCAUGUGGCGAGCAGCCUCUGCUUGGUUCCGGCGGCCCUGAGCCCUCGGCUCGCCGGCGCGGGCAGCCUACUCGCGCUGCUAGCGUUUAUGAGACUCAAGUAUGAAAUGCUCUACGGCGAUGUCAGCAGAUUUAGAGGUCUCAUCCAUGGAAUACAGGUUAUUUGA